AAGCAAUCGUCUUAUUUCACAAUGGAUCCAGCACAACUCUCGCGACUGGGCCGAGACUUGAGAUUUCAACCUGUACCCGCCGCGACCGAUGAUCUCAAAGAGACGUUAAAGAAGUUACAAGACCUCGCCGAAGUGGCCACGCAGGGCAACAGUUUAGCACUUUUCACCGGGCUGGAGCUUGUCGCGCCACCCACGCGAGAUUUGGAGAAGCUGGCUAAGGAACAGAUGUCGCCUAGAGAGGUCCUCCUCUAUGAGACAUGGAAGGCUAGGAAGCCAGAUCCUAACGUCGAGGGAAGCCUGCUCCCGAGCUUUGAAUGGGACGCGAAUGUGGCUCCGGUCCGUCAAGGAGCGCAUAGUCUGAAGAAGCUCACCAAGCGGGCGGCGGCCAUGGGUGUGGUCUUCGAUCAUCAGGGCGCUACGCCGGAGAACGCUGCAUGGCUGACUUUUCACAUCCCGAAAACAUCGCCGCGGGUUAAGGCGGUGAGUAGAAUCUUAUACUGUAAGCAAAGCCUCGAGCAGCAGAGCCGGGCUCACUCUCGCGGACUGGCCGGCAUGGAGGCCGCGGAGCUUGAGACUAUCCGCAAGAUUGUGGCCGUGGCAGAGGUCAACACAAACCGCGAGCUGGUAAGGAUGCGCCGAUUGGCUCGGUUGAUCAAAGAGUCUGCGUCGAUCCUUAAGUCCCGCGCAGAGGCUUUGCAGAAAUCUCGAGACCCUGUCUCAGCUUUACAUGAGGAGAACUGAAUGGGUCUCCUAUCCAGAGAUCAUGAUGAAUCAUGGAAUUAAAGGAGGGAAGCAGACGCGGGUGGUCGGGAGAGUCUUGAUAAGGGCUUGAUAAGGCGAAAAGAAGAAACAAUAGCGGUAGAGAUGAGUUGAUGGACACGUCAAAUCGAG
Aspergillus uvarum CBS 121591 is the source of this 891-nucleotide messenger RNA. RefSeq lists its product as uncharacterized. The transcript has a single exon. The record is from RefSeq and is a predicted model, not a curated record. The coding region runs from base 22 to 741 and encodes 239 amino acids. Lineage: Eukaryota; Fungi; Ascomycota; Eurotiomycetes; Eurotiales; Aspergillaceae.